Molecule: messenger RNA, 997 nt
Organism: Rhodamnia argentea
Lineage: Eukaryota; Viridiplantae; Streptophyta; Magnoliopsida; Myrtales; Myrtaceae
Exons: 3
Coding region: 240-668 (142 amino acids)
Source: RefSeq, a predicted model, not a curated record
GGAUCACACGGCAGCAUGUGAAAGCCCAGCUCGGAAAGGAAUUUUUGAAACUCGAUUAAUUAGUUUUGGAACAGAGCAUAGCUUCAUCCCCUAAACUUGCUCCUUUACCAUUCUGCCCCAGACGAUAAUACCUUGUCUCCUCCUCAAACAAAGCAUCCCCUCCUCGUCUUUUGCUCUCUCUGGAAGUGGAAACUAAACAUCACACUCGCUCGGCACGGGAGGGAGGGAGAGAGAGAGAGAUGUCGGACUGGGGGCCGGUGUUCGUGGCGGUGGUGCUGUUCGUGCUGCUCACGCCGGGGCUGCUCAUCCAGAUCCCGGGCCGGUCCAGAUUCAUCGAGUUCGGCAACUUCCAGACCAGCGGGGCUUCCAUACUCGUCCACUCCAUCCUCUACUUCGCUCUCGUCUGCAUCUUCUUGUUAGCCGUCGGCGUCCACAUCUUCAAUCUUUUAUCUUCAAAAAUGGCGGAUUGGGCACCGGUGCUGAUAGGAGUGGUGCUGUUCGUGCUGCUCCAGCCGGGCCUCCUGUUCGAGAUACCGGGGGAGGGCAAGCGGGUGGAGUUCGGGAACAUGAAGACCAACGGCAAAGCCAUCGCCUUCCACACCCUCAUCUUCUUCGCUUGCUACUCCAUCCUCAUCUUGGCGCUCCACAUCCACAUCUACACGGGCUAAUACUAAAGGCCGCACCUUUGGUCUCCGAGAUCUGCGUCCCUCUGAAGCCUUAUCUUCAGCAAAAGGGAAAAAAGAUCUGGUCUUGGUCCUAGAUUUUGUUAGAUCUUUUGUCCCUUUUGGGUCUUUGGAAUAUGCCGCUUUGCAUCUGGAUAUUUGCGAAUGAAGUUUUGCUUAGCUCAUCGUCAGGUCCAUUUCGAAAUAGUUCUCUUAGUUUUUUUCCUGUUCCUCUUUCCUAUAUCAUUCGCAGGAGUGUCAACUUGAUUCUUGAUCAGGGAAAGCGGAUGUACCGUUACUUCGGAUUAUCAGUUCAGACACUAAAUUUGGUUUCA